Humulus lupulus (European hop) is the source of this 439-nucleotide messenger RNA. RefSeq lists its product as uncharacterized. The transcript has a single exon. Bases 139 to 345 code for a protein of 68 amino acids. The record is from RefSeq and is a predicted model, not a curated record. Lineage: Eukaryota; Viridiplantae; Streptophyta; Magnoliopsida; Rosales; Cannabaceae.
UUCUCUCAACUCAACCAACAAAACAAAAAUUUGCUCAUUUCAAACACAUCUCAUUCGCCCAUUUCUCACACCAAAAUUCAUAGUUCCAAAAUAAGAAGACAAAACUAAAAUAAGGAAGAUUUUCUUUUACACCAAACCAUGGUGGUGUUCUGUUUUUUGGUGGAUCAGAAGAGGAAAGUGCGGCGGAGCAAGCCGGCGGCCGGAACAUGUUCGCGGUGUGGCGGCGGCGCUAGCGUGGCCGAUAUGAAGACCGCUACUAGAUUUUGUUGCGUCCCAUUUUAUUGGAAGUCUUGGAGAGCUAUCAUGUGUACAUUUUGUGGUGCUAUACUUCGCUCUUAUAGAUAAAUAAUUAAUUCUUCUUUAAUUUUUUUUUUGGGGGACUUAAAGCCUCUCUUUUAUUUCAACUCAAAUUAUUAACAUUUUUUUAUUGUUGGUUUAA